UCAGAGCAGCGCCUGAGGCACCAUCCCUACGCAGUGCGCGAGCGUUUCCGGACGGAUCUGUAGCAUUCAGCCGCAUGACUCGUUGAGGACCUCUAGUAUGAGAACUUCCAUCUCAGAUCCUUUGAUUUCGUUCAUUCUCAUAUUUAAUCAUUUCCUUUAUUUUUACCAUUCGACCUCAUUGAUUCCUGCGUGUCAUUGUUCUGCUGCUGUCGGCCACAGUUUGUUGCUCACUACCAGCCGCCGCAGCAGAACUGUCUGAAAGGGGAAUAUCUCACCAUUCCACCCCAACAUCACUGUCCUACUCUCUGCUGCAUCUCUGGAUUUUGGCGUGCACUCCUGGACUAUAACGCAGUGGGAUUUACAGCAGACACCGACACCCUUUUCUCGCUGAGGGAUAUAUUAGAGCGAGGUGAAGCCUGCGCUCUGAACGGUGGGAGAAUACAAAGCCGCUGUCCGCUAAAUGAACUACUGGUUUGCGCUUUUGGUUUUUUGGAACAGGUCUCUCUCCUGGAGAUGCACUAGCAGGUCUUUUCGGGGUUUGUGGUCCGUGCGCUCCCCACUGGAUCGGGAUAUAAGGUGAAGACAUUGCCGCGGUCAGCCUUUUCUGGAGCGCUUGUCCUCCGUUCUAUUUUUUUGUGGACAUAUUUGGUGAUUUCAAGGAGGAUCGUGCACCAAGUGGAGGCGCGUAGGCUAACCAUGGGUGACUCGAUGUGGAGAUAUUAUUUUGGAGUUUUAUUUAUUGCUUUCGAAGUGGACUUGUGCCGGGCGCUGAUCCUGGAGUCCAUCUACUGGAACACAACAAAUACCAAAUUUGUGCCAGGCCAAGGCGUGGUAUUGUACCCCCAGAUUGGGGAUAAGUUGGACAUUGUGUGCCCCCGCGUGGACAGUGGGAUGAACGAUGCUGUGGAGUAUUACAAGGUAUACAUGGUGCCUAGGGAGCAGCUGGAGAGAUGCACCAUCACCAAGGCCGACACACCCCUGCUCAACUGCGUCAAGCCCGAUCAGGACGUCAAGUUCACCCUCAAGUUUCAGGAGUUCAGCCCCAACCUUUGGGGCUUGGAGUUCUUCAGGGGCACAGACUAUUACAUCAUCUCUACAUCUAACGGCACCAUGGAGGGCAUUGACAACCAGGAGGGGGGAGUGUGCAAGACCAAGUCCAUGAAGAUAAUCAUGAAAGUGGGACAAAAUCCUUCUGACCCUAUUUCACCCAAAGACAACCCCACUAGGGUACCCUACUCGCCCAAGAACUCAGAUGGCAAGGAGACCUACAACCCCAACGAUGUGCUUGAGAAACCAGGUGUUGCGCCCAGAGAAAGCAAUGACAAUGACAACAGCGGGAAGUCCUCUAGCAUCAUUGCCUCUGAGGUUGCCAUCUUCAUUGGCAUAGCUUCAGGCAGCGUCAUUUUCAUCAUCAUCAUCAUCAUGCUGGUCCUGCUGCUGCUCAAGUACCGGAGGCGGCACCGCAAGCACUCGCCACAGCAUGCGGCCACACUGUCUCUGAGCACGCUGGCCACGCCUAAACGGAGUGGAGGCGGUGGGAACAAUAACGGCUCGGAGCCCAGUGACAUCAUCAUCCCCCUCAGGACUGCUGACAGCGUCUUCUGCCCGCACUAUGAGAAGGUCAGCGGUGACUAUGGCCACCCGGUGUACAUAGUUCAGGAGAUGCCGCCACAGAGCCCAGCCAACAUUUAUUACAAGGUCUGAGGUGGAACUUUUCAAAGCAGGAUACAAACUGGAACAAUCCCAGGCAGAGCAGGUUUUUAGUUUCGGCUGACGCAAUCACUCCCGAUCCUUAUCUUUUUGUCAACACCUCCUCGUCUCCUCCUCGAUGUUUUGUCACCACUUUCUCUAUCAAAGCUCAAUGCUGAUACCUUGUCACUCUGGUUUGGCCCCAAUUGGUGUGGACCGGAUGGAUGGAGGGCUGAAGAGAAGGCUACUGCUGCUGCUCUGUGGAGCUCUUUGGAAAUAGACAGGACGAUCUCUUCUUUCUCUGAUGCUGCUCCCCCUUUUGUUUGUGUGUGUGUGGGAGAGUUGUGGGAUCAGAGUUAGAUGGAUGCGCAGCCUGUUUUUUCUUUGUCUGGGAUGGAACGAAUGGGCAAUUGUAUGAACAAAGGUUUGCUAGCAUGAGAGGAGUGUAGGAAUGUGUGGCUUCACCCUAAGAGAGACUACUCUUUGGAAAAAGAGGGAGAAAGAGACAAAAUAUGAGUGAGGAGAUGCAAAGGAGAAUACGGGCUGACCAUGAACAUACAAAAUGGCCGCCCUCUCCACUACCAGAGAGACUCUGUGAGUUUAUCAGUCGGACAAGGAGGAAGGAGAGAGAUUCUCUUUGACUUUGCUGACGGACUCUGAAAAAUCACCAUUCACUUGCCACCCACAUGAUCACCAUCACACAUUCACCCACAUGCACUGACACACUGUCCCACCAGUCGUAGUGACCUUUUGGGGUCUAAGUGUGGAUUGUACCAUUCCUCCCAGAUGUUUCAACAAAUAACACCUUUCAAAAGAUAUUUGAAGGUCUGAAGGAAGAUUAUUAUUGUUUGUACUGUAAGCAUUUACUGAACUUGUUUUUGGUCUUAUAUGGUUUUCAUAUCCAUGUGUAGUUCAAAUGCAGAUUUGUUCUUUAGUGACAAGUUAAAGCGUGAUGUGAUGUUGAAACACAAGAGUGGCAAGAGCGUGAGCAGGGUUUUUUUGCGCACCCCCGCCAGGGAAUAGGGCGUGUGUCAGCUCUGUCCAGGAGGCUCCUGGAAAGAGUGGAGGACUUUCAUAUGCAUAGAGCUGCACUUUUAACCCUUUUUUGGUACCUCCACUCUUCACAGCAGAUGGAGAGAGACACAGUGAUACCUUGAGAUGUGUGAGCAGCUGAAUCCCGUCAGAUUUACUAGAAAGGGCACGCCUCAACCUCUCUACUACCUGGGGUUUUCAGAUGAGAAAGUAUUGUGGGCAAUAAGAAAUCCAAUUCGCCUUACUGCCAUUUUUCGCAUCAGUUGAAAAACAGACCCGAGAUUUAUUUGAGGUUAGCAAGCAGGCUCAGACAGCUCUAGGUACUGUAAUGUUUACCCCCAAGGGUCCAAUGAUGAAUAAGGGGGCCUUCAGGCCCCAGAAUCAGCAUGGCCGGUGCUGUCCUAUUCUUGUUUUUUUUUUUAAAGCACAGAGACGUUUUUUAGAUUGUCACUGUUUCCUUCUCUCAAUUAGCAUUUCCAUAUUGUGAUUAUUUGAUUUACUUUUUCAUUUUUCACAUAAUUCAUGUACAUCGAAAAAAGGACAUUACGAAGUAGAAAUAAAAGCAGGAUUUAUUUAAGAUAAACACAGAGCACAGGUGUUGUCAGCCCGUAUGGAGAAGAUGAAAAAUAAUAAGAAGUAAUGUUGAUAUAUUAUAUUAGAAGUGCACAUUAUGCAAUCUAAGUUUUCGAUUAUAUCAUAUCUCCCAUAUUUUCAUGAGCUUUCACUUGGGAUCUUGGGAAAGAGGACCGAGGGUGGGGCCCUUUUCUAGUAGACUUUUCUGUCCCAAAAAAGCUCUCAUCAGUGUACACAGGGGCAGAGUAGUUGUGUCUCCCACACUCACUCAGUUUAGCAUCUCCCAAAAGAUCAUUCUCAUGAAGACCCAGUGAACCCAACUCUCCUCAUACACACCUUUCAUGUUCUCUUUUCCAUGUGUGUACACGCUGUUGAAGAAGUCCAUAUUUCCGGGAAUUUACAUCCAUUGAUAUCUUUGGCUUAGGAUCAUAAACAUGAUGUAAGCUGUUCCCAGAGGAUGCAUCAGCCCAUCAUCAUCAUCAUCAUUAGUUCAUAAAGAACUUCAAAAUCUCACCGAAAAGCCAAGCCUUUUAUGAUCUGAGGUUUGUGCCUCUAAGAGGCUACAAAAUCUGCAAAUAUGCAAUUUUUAUUUAUUUUUUUAAUCGAUUCUGAGAAGAAAAAUACCCAAGGAAAGUGUUCUUAACCAAUGUAACAACAAACAAAUGACACAAACUAGCAAAGUAUGUCACACAAGCCUGCAUUAUUUGUAGUGUUAUUUUAACCUUUUUCUGUUUGAACUAUGUGCCGUAGUACAAUGGUAAACUGUGAAAAAUGAAACCAUUAAAAAGCAUAUAUAUAUCAAACCUAGGUGAACAGGCAUUCAAAAAAAGAUGAAAAGAAGACACACAUAAGAAAUGGCUGUUUAGUUUCUCUGUCUGCGGCAGAAUAUGACAAUCUUAUUAGUUUAUUUGAAUCUGACGUCCUUUUCUUAGCUGCCACUCGACUAACGCUCUCCCAACAUUGACCAGGUUUGAUUCAACCUAUUAUGAAAUGUUGUAGCGAUGCUGUGAGAGUCUUAGCCCUGAAGGCUACGAGAAGCGCCUCAGGCUACUGUAAAAUGCCUUGCUCGUAUGGUAAGCCCUUGGUCACUUGACUCAGUAAUUUUGCACCGUACUUCUGUAGGUAAGAAACUGUAAAUACAUUCAUGUUUGUAUUGUAUAUGGAUCCUGGGUUGUUACAAUAGCCUUAUUCACAUUUUUAGGAAAGUUAAUGAAGAAAAAUAGUGCAGAAAAAUGGAAUACACCAGUAAAACAGAGCAUACUACUUUUUUGGUAUAUAGCUUAUGUACAUAUUGACCCAAGAACCCAAUAAAAACAUUUUUUAUAAACUCUUAAAGCCAGAUGUUUUGUAUAAAAUUCGAAUUUUUUGCUAUGUAUUUUAACUAGCGCUCGAGCCCAUGUCCUCCCCCACUCCCUCCCCUUUUGCACUGUUUCCAUGGUAAUUUGGUUUUUAAAAAAAAGAGAAAAGUUGCCAAACUGAUUGCUGCAUAUUUGUGCCAUAAAUGUGUACCAUAAAUAUUUAUUGAAUUAGUUAAUUUCCUUUCUUUUUUGUUCUGUUUAUGAUUUAACUUCAGUCCAGUUUGUAAGUAACACAGUAUUAUAUUUGCAUCCUUUGUUGGUCCACCCCUUGUUUUCUUUAGUCACGUCAUGGUUACCAGGUGUCUGUUGCCCUGUUUUUCCUUUCUUUGCAGUUUGAGAUGACCAGGCGAGGAAAAAAUGGUUUUAACAUUCAACAAUUUAAAACAACUUUAAAGUGAGGAUAGACAUUCCACCAGUGAAUUCCACAAACUGAAAAUGUUUUCAAUAAAAUGUUUUUCCUAUGGA
Pungitius pungitius (ninespine stickleback) is the source of this 5117-nucleotide messenger RNA. It is a transcript of the gene efnb2a, whose product is annotated as ephrin-B2a. The transcript has 5 exons. Lineage: Eukaryota; Metazoa; Chordata; Actinopteri; Perciformes; Gasterosteidae. Gene Ontology annotation, molecular function: ephrin receptor binding. Gene Ontology annotation, biological process: ephrin receptor signaling pathway; blood vessel morphogenesis; axon guidance. Gene Ontology annotation, cellular component: plasma membrane. Bases 697 to 1704 code for a protein of 335 amino acids. The record is from RefSeq and is a predicted model, not a curated record.